AUGAUGAUGGGUUUGGAGGAAGAAGUAGUUGUAUACACAUCUUCUAAAUACAUCCAACCAUCCUUCAUUCACCCAUCUAUCCAUCCAUCCAUAUUCAACAAAUUCACUUCAUUAACUCCAUUCUUCCUCUGCCAUGGAUACGUCUAUCUACCUUCCUGGGCAUUCACCCCUUCAUCCAAGUUCAUGCAUCAGGCCGACCGCUUUCAAGCCUCCAUCCACCCUUCACUCAUCGGUUAUAAUACAUCCAAUAAUUUACGAUCAGCCACUUCCCUUAGAUUAUCUCCAUUUAUUAAUUUUGUCACAAGCAACUACCCAUCCAUCCCUCCAUUGGCCCAUCGUUUUACAAGAGCAAAGCGGAAACAGUUGACGAGUUGGAAAACUUGCAGGUUAACUUUCACCCACCAUCCUUCUGCGAGGCCGCUUAUCAGGGAACUAAUAAACCAAAAAAACAAAAUAAUUGAAACGGUCGUUCAUGGAGGAGGAAAUUUGAGGUCUUCUGUUCGGACACGUAAUCUAUGUAUCUAUUGCUGUUCCACGGAGAGUCCACAACGGCGAAUAAGCGACACAACAACCAAAUUGCGUGGCAAAGUUUGUCAAGAAGCUCCAAUUUUGGCUGCUUGUUGGAAAAAGUGGAAAAGUGGUCGGAAGGUCAAUGACAUGCCAAAGAAUACACCACUCAAGUUUAAAUGGCGCUAUUUCAUGUUGCUUGAACAUCAAGCAGAACUUAUGAAUUAUCCAGAGACAAAGUACAGCCAAGAGGUAGAAGAGGGCAGGGUAGGUGUCAGUGAGGUCUGGAAAAAGCAACGUUUUAUUAUUGAAUGCACACCUUUUCAGAAAACACUUAUUACAGGACAUACCGGAAAUCUGCUUAGCGAUGAUGAAGAGAGGGGGGAGUGCGUAGAAGAGGGAAAAGUGGAGAAUCUUCAACAAGUCUACAAUUUAGGAUGCAAACAAAUUAGUUGCGACCUCAGUAACGUUGAUUGGUUGUACGUUUCUUCAAGCAAAGUGAUUGAUUUAUAG
This is a messenger RNA of Echinococcus granulosus, 1020 nucleotides long. RefSeq lists its product as hypothetical. The coding region runs from base 1 to 1020 and encodes 339 amino acids. NCBI's taxonomy places the organism in Eukaryota, Metazoa, Platyhelminthes, Cestoda, Cyclophyllidea, Taeniidae. The record is from RefSeq and is a predicted model, not a curated record. The transcript is spliced from 5 exons.